This is a messenger RNA of Gilbertella persicaria, 4686 nucleotides long. RefSeq names its product CCR4-Not complex component, Not1-domain-containing protein. The transcript is spliced from 6 exons. The record is from RefSeq and is a predicted model, not a curated record. Gene Ontology annotation, cellular component: P-body; CCR4-NOT core complex. Gene Ontology annotation, biological process: nuclear-transcribed mRNA catabolic process, deadenylation-dependent decay. NCBI's taxonomy places the organism in Eukaryota, Fungi, Mucoromycota, Mucoromycetes, Mucorales, Choanephoraceae. Gene Ontology annotation, molecular function: molecular adaptor activity. Bases 1 to 4686 code for a protein of 1561 amino acids.
AUGGAUGAGGCAUAUUUCGAAUUGUGUAUAGCUGAAAUGUACAAGGCUUCACCUUGUUCUACAGACAAGAUAUUGGGUUUGAUAAAAGACUUGAAUGUACUUCCUGGUAUAUUGGAAGGUCUUCCCUUGUUUUUUGCCUUGGAUCUUGUCUGUUUAGCAGAUAGCCAAAAGCUAAUGCAUUUAGAAUCAUGGCUUCAAGAACAAUUCUCAAAGCAGCAGCAACAAUCAGAAAAAGAUGCUUAUGCUAGUCGAUGUCUGGAUUUCUUAAAUCAAAAGAUAGUCAAUGAAUAUGAAAGACAGACAGGAAAAGAUACUCAAAAGAGCAUGCCUGUCUCUCUUGAAGCCAUAAGUACAUUAUUGAAAGUCUUAUCAGAAAGUGGUUUGUCUCCUCAUUAUGUUGACAUGAUGAAAGAAGUCCAAAACAAAUGCUUACAAGCAUUUCCUAAACUUAUCAAUAUUGGAACACAAGCCAUACCUGGAUCCACAGGUGCAGAAGUCUCAUUUAAGCCUGACAUUGAAGAAGAAGCCAAUCUUUAUUAUGAGCGUAUCUAUAAUGGCGAGUUAAGUAUGGAGGCCAUGAUUGAACUAUUGAAGCGGCUUUCUGUAUCUCAAGACCCAAGAGAACAAGAUGUGUAUGCUUGUAUGAUUCAUAACUUGUUUGAUGAGUAUGCUUUUUUCCCUAAAUAUCCAGAUAAAGAACUGUCGAUUACAAGUACAUUACUUGGUUCGCUUAUCCAGCAUCGAUUAGUGUCCUUUGUGCCCUUGGGAAUUGCACUACGCUAUGUGUUGGAUGCACUAAGGAAUCCGGUUGGCUCAAAAAUGUUUACUUUUGGUGUACAGGCACUUGGGCAGUUUCAAUCACGUUUGUCUGAAUGGCCUCAAUACUGUACACAUUUGCUUCAAAUCCCUCAUUUUGUGCAAUCUCAGCCUGAUCUAGUAAGCUUUAUUCAACAAGCAUUGCAUAGUAAAGAAACAGCAGCAACAACAACAGCGGUGGACCUUAUGCCUGUGAGUAUUCCUUUUAUCAGCGUACAUGUACCUCCUACACCCAAAGGCAAUAUUGUCUACACAGAUCCUCCUAGUUCAGUUCAAGAAAAGAUUUUAUUUAUCAUUAACAAUGUGGCACUCAACACAAUGGAAACAAAAGUAGCAGAUCUCAAGGAAAUAUUGAAACCAACUAGUUUUGAAUGGUUUAGUCGUUAUUUGGUCGUCAAGCGUAUUUCUUCUGAGCCUAACAAUCACGAACUGUAUGUGUUAGUGCUGGACUUAUUUGGAUCAAAAUUACUCUAUUUGCAUGUCUUGAAUGAGACGUUGGCCAAUAUUUUGGUCUUGCUGAAUUCUGAAAAGACAGUUUCUCAUUCUUCAGAACGUACUUUACUCAAGAAUCUCGGUGCAUGGCUUGGAAGGAUUACAUUGGCCAAAAACAAACCUAUUCUUCAUAAACACAUUGCAUUCAAAGAUUUAUUGUUGGAAGGAUAUGAUACACAACGCUUGAUUGUAAUAAUUCCGUUUGUCUGCAAAGUACUUGAACAAGGUGCUAAAAGCAAGAUAUUUAGGCCACCUAAUCCUUGGUUGAUUUCUAUUCUUAAGCUCUUGGUUGAACUGUACGACUAUGCAGAUCUCAAAUUAAAUCUCAAGUUUGAAGUCGAGGUAUUAUGCAAGAGUUUAUCGAUUGAACUCAAAGACAUCACACCUACCAGUGUAUUGAAAAAAAGGCAACAACCUACCAGUGUGUCUAAAGAAGCGUUUAAUCCUCCACCACCUCCUUCCACUAGACUUGAUACGAUUCCUAUUCCUAACUUGGCACCUUAUUUAGUGUUCAAUCCUCAAAUCGUAUUGUAUUCUUCUCAACCAGGUGCCAAACACUUAGUGUUACAGGCAUUUACAGAAUCCAUUCGAGAAUUCAUUGGUCCUGUCGUAGAGCGUGCUGUUGCGAUUGCUGCUGUCUCCACACGCCAUUUAGUCAGUAAGGACUUUGUGACAGAAGCAGAUGAAAACAAGAUGCGAAAAGCAGCUCAUAUGAUGGCUCAAAAUCUAGCUGCCAGUCUUGCCAUGGUCACUAGCAAAGAGCCACUCAGGCUAAGUGUGGUGGCUAACUUGAGGACUAUCUUUUUAGCCCAUGGAUUGAACGAUAGCAUGGCAGAACAAGCGAUUAUCUUGACCGUCGCUGAUAAUUUGGAUCUGAUGUGUGCCGUCAUUGAAAAGGCAGCCAUAGAAAAAGCCACUGUGGAGAUCGAUGAGACAUUGACCACCGCUUUUGCUGCUCGUAAACAACAUCGCGAACAACGACCCAAUCAACCUUUUGUGGAUAUGGAGACAUAUCAAAUGUCAAGGUUUCCAACUCACUUACCACAACCUUUGCGUCCAAAACCAAACGGAUUGCAACCUGCUCAAUUGAGUGUCUAUGAAGAUUUCAUGCGUAUUCCUCGUACUUUAUCAAAUGCGACUGCUGUUACUACGCCUCUUGUGGCGCCAACAGCUGCUACUGCUACUACACCAAUGAGUAGUCAUACUGCCAUUAUGACAAAUGGCUCUAUCAUGGAUACCAACCAUGUUCGUAUGGAUUAUCCAAACUAUAGUUCGCCUGCCAUGGCAUUUGAUACUUUGCCUGGCCAUCUUCCAAUUUUAAAUGCACACAUUAUCAUGGACCGGUUUGCUCAAUACAUGACUGAGCUUGAUAAACUCAUACACCAAACAAACAUCAACACAAUCAACGGUCUACCUCCACAAAGUGAUAUUCGAAACUUGGUCAGACAGAUUCCUUUACUUGCCUUGUCAAGUCAUGACAAAGCAGAAGUAGCCAGAGCAUUUGCACAAAAAGUAGUUCAAUUGCUUUACAAGAGUGAAACGCCAUUAGCUAUUGAAGUCUAUGUUGUCUUGUUAGAACAUUUGUGUGAAGUAUCACCUAACGUAGGCACCCUAGUCACUUCUUGGUUGACCCAUGCUGAUGAUGAACGUAAAUACAAUGUGCCAGUAACCGUCGCUCUGAUGAAAGCAGGCUUGAUUCAUUUAUCUGAACAAGAUCAAGAACUAUCUGUUUUAAUUGAUAGUGGAAGAACAAGUGCAAUUGAAUUUACUGUGCGUUUGAUUCGAGCUUGUCUGUUGAGUGACUAUCCAUUAGCCACAAGACAGGAAUUUAUGGCUUCUUUAGAAGCACUCAGUCGUAUUAAGACACCUUAUCCCAUGGUCAUUUCUUUACUUGAAGACUUGCAAAAGAUGGCUAAACCUCAACAGAAAGAAAUGAAUAUCAAAGAUGCUGGUCUUCGUGAACAACUCCAGUUUUACUUUGCAGAAUGGGUACGUUUAUAUCAACAUCCAGCUACAACAGACAAGACGAUGCAAGCCUUUGCUACUCAGCUCUCUCAACAAGCCGUGUUUAAAUCCGAUAGCUAUUUGUUUUCUCGUAUUGCUAUUGAAGCUUCGAUUGAGCAUGCUAUCAAGUUUAAAAUGGUACCUGGCCAAUCGGUCAGCAUAGCUUAUCAGCCCAUUGAUGCUUUGUCUAAACUGAUUGUGUGCCUAGUACAAGCUGAAGGUCAAGUAGACUAUUUCAGCCGUGUCUUGUCUGUGAUUGUGUUGUGUAUGGCUCAACAUCAUCAAGUGCGUGGUCCGUUGUUUGAUCAAAGGCCCUUUUUGAGAUUACUGGCUAGUAUCUUGACUGAUUUGCAUUUAGUUGAACAGCAUAUUCAGCCACUGUAUUUACCUUUGUUGACAGCAUUCAGUGAUACAUUAUAUACAUUACAACCUAGUUAUUUUACAGGAUUCACAUUUGCUUGGUUGCAAUUGAUGUCACAUCGUUUCUUUAUGCCUCAACUGUUAAUGUCUGAUAAUCAAAAGGGAUGGCCUAGCUUCCAGCGAUUGCUUGUCUGUCUGUUCAAGUUUUUGGCUCCUUAUCUUUCUCAAACUGAGUUAGGUGACACUACACAUAUGCUCUACCGAGGCACGUUACGUGUGCUGCUUGUGUUGCUCCAUGAUUUCCCUGAAUUCCUGUGUGAUUAUCACCAUAGUUUUUGUGAUGUAAUUCCAAUCAGUUGUAUCCAAAUGCGCAAUUUGAUCUUGAGUGCUUUUCCUCGAAACAUGCGGUUGCCUGACCCUUUCACGCCCAAUCUGAAAAUCGACUUGUUGCCUGAAAUCCAUCAGUCUCCUCGAGUCUUGUCUGAUUAUACGACUGUACUUGCUCAUCUAAAGCAACCAUUAGAUCAAUGCAUAGAGAGAUCACCCUCUUCUCGCUUGUUGAAAGAUAUCUCGAGCCAAUUGACCAAGAAGGUGGACAUACCUCUUAUGAAUGCAGUUGUGUUCUAUUUAGGCACGUUGGCCAUUGCUAAAGGCACACCAGUCCAUCAAGGACCUGCUAUGGAUAUCUACCAACAUUUGUUGUCUGAAUUGAAUUCAGAAGGGCGUUAUUAUUUCUUGAGUGCCAUUGCCAACCAAUUACGCUAUCCCAAUAGCCAUACACAUUACUUCAGUUGUGUGUUAUUGUAUUUGUUUGUGGAAGGCAAAAAAGAGAUCACCAAAGAACAAAUCACCCGUGUUCUUUUAGAGCGUUUGAUUGUCAAUAGACCUCAUCCUUGGGGCCUAUUGAUUACUUUUAUUGAAUUGAUCAAGAAUCCUCGGUAUAGUUUUUGGAAUCAUUCAUUUACUCGCUGUGCGACAGACAUUGAACGAUUGUUUGAAAGUGUUUCAAGGUAA